CAUAAACACCCCAUGCAGUUUACAGCCUGUGUAGAGAACAGUCUUGCAGGGAUGACUUGAGUUCACAAAACAGGUUGCUGGAAAUGUGUUUUUUAUUUCCCCCGCCAGGCCGGCCUGCGAUGUUUUCAGCUGCGGCCAAGAUGGGGGCCGUCACAGCUUUGCCUUGAGAAAGAUCCUGACCCUGAAUUAGCGAGAGGAAACUUCUUCCAGCGAGGGUGGGAAGGGUUUGCCUGGGGCUGGCAUGCGUUCCGGAGAUCCCGGCCACAAAAGAUCGCUCCUGAGGCCAGCCACUCAGUCGUCCCCCUCCAAACGUUCCUCCCUCUUCCACCAUGGCGUUUGCCGACCUACUUGAGAAGAUCGGGGGCAUGGGCCGCUUCCAGGUCCUGCAGGUGGCCUUGCUGGUCACUCCUGUCUUGCUGGUCGCCAGCCACAACCUGCUGCAGAACUUCUCCGCCGCCAUCCCCGACCACCACUGCCGGAUCCGGCUGAUCGGCAACGCCACCAGCCCUGGCCAUGCAAACAGAACUACUCAAAAGCCAGGGGUGGAGGAGGAGGACCUCCUGUGGAUCUACAUCCCCAAAGACGUGGCCGGGAAACCGGAGAAGUGUCGCCGGUUUGUUACACCCCGCUGGCACCUCCUCAAUUCCAGCGCCGACGACAGCCACAAUGUGACACAGGUGGACACGGAGCCGUGCUAUGAUGGGUGGAUCUAUGACAACAGCGUUUUUGUCAACACUAUCAUCAUGGAGUGGGAUCUGGUGUGUAACCUGCGGACCAGGAGACAGAUGGCACAGUCUAUUUACAUGGGGGGAGUUCUGGUGGGCGCUCUCGUGUUUGGGAGCUUAGCUGACAGAUUUGGGCGCAAGCCAGUUUUAAGCUGGUCCUACCUGCAGAUGGCCGUUGCAGGACUGUGCACCGCUUUCUCCCCGAAUCUCACAGCCUACUGCAUCUUCCGCUUCCUGGUUGGCAUGUCGUACUCUGGGAUUAUCCUGAACUGCAUGUCCUUAGUCCUUGAGUGGGUACCAACCAAAGUGCGCACGAUUGCUGGGACUGUGGUGGGAUAUUCUGCAACCACCGGGCAAAUCAUCCUUCCUGGACUGGCCUACGCCCUCCCAGACUGGCGCUGGCUCCAGUUCGCUGUUUCAGUGCCCUUUCUCGCCUUCUUUGUCUACUCCUGGUGGUUUGCAGAAUCCGCACGGUGGUUAAUACUCUCAAACCGACUGGAACAGGCUGUGAAAGUUCUUAAGAGGGUAGCGCAGAUCAACAGGAAAAUGGAAGAGGGAGAGAAACUCAGCACAGAGGUCUUAAAAGCUAGCAUGCAGAAAGAAUUGUCUCUGACACGAUCAUCCUACACAGCCGUCAGCUUAGUUCGUACACCCACCGUGCGCCGGAUCUCCUGUUGCAUUUCCAGUGUCUGGUUUGCCACUAGUUUCGCUUACUACGGCCUCGUCAUGGACCUCCAGAACUUUGGCUUCAGCAUCUACCUGAUCCAGGUGGCAUUUGGCUGCAUCGACAUCCCGGCCAAGCUGGGUGCCGCCAUUGGGAUGAGCUACAUCGGACGGAGAACUACACAGGCCUCUUCUGUCAUCCUGGCUGGCUUAGCCAUCCUGGCCAAUAUAUUUGUGCCCCAAGGUAAGCUGAGGUCAAACAGAAGUGGUGAACGUCAUCGCUGCUUGGCACUGUGCAUAGCCACAGCUUGCACCCGUUGCUCGGAAAAUCAGUCCCAUGAGGUGGUUUGGCAGCCGAUGAUCAUAUACACCUUGGAGGGACCUCCCUGGCAAGUUGCUUGGGAAAGGAUGCUUGGCUUUCAUCCUUGGUUUGGGAUUGCCUCUAAUCUCUACACAGGCGAGCUCUACCCAACCGUGAUCAUACAGACCGGGAUGGGGCUAGGAAGCACCCUGGCUCGUGUGGGGGGCAUAGUGGCGCCGAUGGUAAAAAUGACCGGGGAAUAUUUUCCAUACCUCCCACCUCUCAUAUACGGGACAGCCCCAAUUCUGUCUGGGAUUGCCGCUUUCUUCCUGCCAGAGACACGCAACAGGCCGCUCUCAGAUACCAUCGAAGAAGUUGAGAGUGGACAGGUGCCAGAGCAACAUCUCCCUACCAAGGACCAUGAGCAGGUUUUGCUGCAGAAGGUGGGCCAGGAGAUGCCCCAGGAACCUGGACUGUGCUAAGAUGGGGGCAGAGGAAGCCGCUGGCCAUCUGCUGGGAAUUGCCAUGCCUUGAGCAUCCUCUGGAGGGAGGGAGGAGGGACGAGGGAGCGUCAGAAAUUGACAUGAAUGGACCAAAUAAAACAAAGAAUCUCUCUAGGCACAGGCAGAAGAUCAGGCCGAGCCUUUUUGCUUGUGGCAAAACGAUGCAGAAACCAGCAUUUGGGGUGCAAAAUUCCAGAUGUUCUUGCAUGGGCAUAGCCAGCAUUUAUGUUAGGGGUUCAGAACACCCACCUGUCAUCACCCUCUCUGGCUCUGUCUAGCAGAUUCGGAAUGAAACGUCUCAACAACAGUUGUUUUAAAUUACUUUAUUUUCACCCCAAGAAAAAAAAUCUGUAAAAAUAUUCAGUUAUUUGAAAACUGGGAAGCUAAAUAAAAAAAUUAACAUCA
This is a messenger RNA of Podarcis muralis (Common wall lizard), 2597 nucleotides long. The record is from RefSeq and is a predicted model, not a curated record. NCBI's taxonomy places the organism in Eukaryota, Metazoa, Chordata, Lepidosauria, Squamata, Lacertidae.